Molecule: messenger RNA, 1989 nt
Organism: Lutzomyia longipalpis
Lineage: Eukaryota; Metazoa; Arthropoda; Insecta; Diptera; Psychodidae
Exons: 2
Coding region: 474-1934 (486 amino acids)
Source: RefSeq, a predicted model, not a curated record
AGAUUUAUUAAAAAGUGAGAAGAUUUAUUUUAGUUUUUGAAUAAAUCAGAAAAAUCGAUUUUAAUUCAACGAAACGUGGAUUUUGUUCCGCGAAACAAAGAAAUAUGAAUUUUGGAACUCGAGAAACUCAAGAAAUGAUUCAUGAAUAGUAAGAAACGCUAGAAUAAUUUUACGGAACGAGACAAAAUGUUAAGUUCUUCUUUGGGGAACAAGAAACAUAAAACGGAGUUUACGAAACUCCAUAAAUUCGAAAGUGAUUUUAAAGAACACAAGAAACCAGUAUAGAAUUCUUUUAGAUCUUGAAUCUAAAACCAUUUUCCGCCUAAGAAAAGCUUAAGAAAGUCAUAUUUUUAACAAAAUGUCUGAGAAAAUAUAAUUCCCGAAUAUUAAAUUAUUAAUCAUCACAAACAAUACUUCUUCACCUAGCUGGAGUGGUCACCGGGUUUAGAUAAAUUCUGGAUAUUUGUAAGAGUAUGCGCGGGACUUAUCGCAGUUCUCAAUUGGUAGCCGUGUCGGUACAGUCGAGUGCGUUGUGUGAGUCUCAGGGUUUACUUUUACGAAGAAUCACAUCCAAAGAAAAUUGUAUAAAUAAAACAAUGACGAGUAUAGAAAGGCAAAAGAGCUACAUAGAAGGAGAACUAACUAAAGUCAUUCUUGCAAAUAACGAUGAAUUUCUAAAUUGCAAACUCAUUCAAUGUGAAGCAACAACGUCACCACAGCUCGAUGGAUUUAUGGCAAUUAUCUUUAAAUUGAACAUCGUCGUACAAUGCCAGAAGACUUUGCAGGAAAAAUGUUACGAUUUAAUUGUGAAACUCAUGAAGGGAUCUCAUGAUUUUCGAAUACGUUCAAAGUCGUUUAUCCAAUUUGGUAAUGAGGUUUACAUCUACGGACGAGUUAUACCAACAUUUGGAGAGUUUUUGGCCAAUAGGAACACAUUGAUAUGCUGGGAAAAAUGGAUACCGAAAGUUUACUACCAUUUCUAUGGAUCUGUACCAGAAUUGUCGUUAAUUCCCGAAUCUGUACUUGUCUUGGAGAAUAUUUCCCCAAUUGGUUUUAGGAAUCCUACGUCUCGCCUUGAGUUAGAUCUCGAGCAUAUUUAUAUUAUGCUUAAGACUCUGGGAGAGUAUCAUGCUCUGAGCUAUGCUAUGAAGCUGCUAAAUGAAGAAAAACUUAAGGAAUUAGUUGAUGGAAUUGUACCGCUUUGCUACCAAAAUGAGGACAAUGAAGAAAGUAUCUACGAUGUAAUGCACAAAGUUGGUCUAACGCGUCUCUUUGGGUACCUUAGUCGUCGUCCUGAGGUUAAUACUGGAAAUCUGAGGGAAGAACUCGAAGCUUUGCGGGUGAAAUACUUCAAUUGCCCAACCAAACUUCUCGAUCGACUUCGUGACGAUGAUCCACCCUAUUCGGUAAUUCAUCAUGGUGACUACAAUCGCAAUAACGUCCUUUUCCGGUACGAUAACUCCAAAAAGCCCCUCGAGAUGCGAAUGAUUGACUUCCAAGAGGUACGAUAUGGAUCACCGGCUUUUGAUUUGUCUUUCUUUCUCUACAUGAACACCACGACUGCCACGCGGGAGCAAUCGUGGAUGGAACUUCUUCGGUAUUAUCACACCACCCUCUUUCGGGGUCUUAUGGAAAUCCUUCAAUGUGAUAAAUUGGAUGAGAGAUUGAAGCCCUUUUCCUUUGAACUAUUUCACCGACAUUUUUCACGUUUUGCCAUCUACGGAGUUCUAAUAUCGGCACACUUUCUUCCAUGGAUGGACUGCUCGGAAGAGGAAUGUGAACUAUUGUCAAAUCUUUUCGUACAAAAUAUGAGAAGUCCUGAAUUCUUUGAUAUUUGCCUCACUGCUGGGGGUGAGGGGUCUAAUGAAAAAAUUCUCAGUGUUGUCCAACAUGCUAGUAAAAUGGGAUAUUUGCGAUUUCUCCUUGAGGAGUAAAUUUGUAGAAUUUUGAAUCUUUAAAAUAAAAUAUAAAUGAAGGAAAAAUAUAUAU